GAGUUCGAACCCAUUUUAUUUCUACCCGUUUACAAUCUGUUCAAACCCGACCAGCUGACCCAUUUUCCCACACCUAAUACAAACCCAAAUUUAUCUCAAACAGAGAGAAAGUAUCUAAAAUCUCAAGCCUUGUGAUGGAGCUACAGGCCCUCCACCGGGUGAAAAGCCAGCUCUAGUCUUGCGAGCUUUGCUUUCUGGAGAAGUUGUACAACCAGAGUUAAACCUAGUUCGUCCCGUCCGCUCUUCCUUCCCCUCGAUCUCUCUCAAAUUCUAUACUGUUAUCCGUCAAACCAACAUUCGAACCUAAUCUGUCCGAACCCACUUUCAAUCCAUAUUUCUCCUCUCAGUUCACUCUCAGUUGGAAAAUUUUGGGGCUUACACCCUGAUGCUCACAAUCAUCCUGCCGACACUGUAAUCCCCAUCUCUUUCUUGUCCGUCUGCGAAAUCCCGGAUUCCGUUGAAGCGUAAGGGAAGCACUCAUCAAAGGCUAGCAAGAUGAGGAUUAUGAUAAAGGGCGGCGUGUGGAAGAACACGGAGGAUGAGAUCCUCAAGGCCGCGGUGAUGAAGUAUGGCAAGAAUCAGUGGGCUCGCAUCUCCUCCCUUCUUGUUCGUAAAUCUGCCAAGCAGUGCAAGGCUCGCUGGUACGAGUGGCUCGACCCCUCCAUAAAAAAGACUGAAUGGACCAGAGAAGAGGAUGAGAAACUGCUUCAUCUUGCCAAGCUUAUGCCCACACAGUGGAGGACAAUUGCCCCAAUUGUCGGCCGUACUCCAUCCCAAUGUCUUGAGCGUUAUGAGAAACUCCUUGAUGCAGCAUGUGCUAAGGAUGAGAACUAUGAGCCUGGUGAUGACCCAAGAAAGUUACGUCCUGGAGAGAUUGACCCGAAUCCAGAAUCAAAGCCAGCACGUCCAGACCCUGUGGAUAUGGAUGAAGAUGAAAAGGAAAUGCUUUCAGAAGCACGAGCUCGGUUAGCCAACACGAGGGGCAAGAAGGCAAAAAGGAAAGCCAGGGAGAAACAGCUUGAAGAGGCCAGGAGGCUUGCUUCUUUACAGAAAAGAAGAGAACUAAAAGCUGCUGGAAUUGAUAAUAGGCACCGGAAGAGAAAAAGGAAGGGGAUAGACUAUAAUGCUGAAAUCCCAUUUGAGAAGAAGCCUCCUCCAGGCUUCUUUGAUGUUACUGAUGAGGAUAGAACAGUGGAACAACCUAAGUUUCCUACUACCAUUGAAGAACUUGAAGGGAAAAGAAGGGUUGAUAUUGAAGCACAAUUGAGAAAGCAGGAUAUUGCAAAGAAUAAAAUUGCUCAGCGGCAGGAUGCACCAUCUGCUAUCUUGCAAGCCAACAAGCUGAAUGACCCAGAAACAGUUAGAAAAAGAUCAAAACUGAUGCUUCCUCCACCACAGAUCUCAGACCAUGAAUUGGAGGACAUUGCAAAGAUGGGUUAUGCUAGCGAUCUUCUUGCAGGGAGCCAGGAACUCGCAGAAGGUAGUGGUGCAACACGAGCUCUUCUUGCCAAUUAUAGCCAGACACCCCGCCAAGGAAUGACUCCUUUACGAACUCCACAAAGAACACCUGCUGGUAAGGGUGAUGCUAUCAUGAUGGAAGCAGAAAACCUGGCCAGGUUGAGAGAGUCUCAGACACCAUUAUUAGGAGGAGACAAUCCAGAUCUGCAUCCUUCAGAUUUUUCAGGGGUCACUCCUAAGAAAAAGGAGGUCCAAACACCAAACCCGAUGCUGACCCCUUCAGCCACCCCUGGAGGCAUGGGUCACACUCCUCGAACCGGGAUGACACCAUCAAGGGAUGGUUAUUCUUUUGGUAUGACCCCCAAAGGCACUCCAAUUAGAGAUGAGCUCCACAUUAAUGAAGACAUGGAUAUGCAUGAUAGUGCAAAGCUGGAGCUUCGAAGACAAGCUGAAUUGAGAAGGAACUUGCGGUCUGGUUUAACCAAUCUUCCACAGCCGAAGAAUGAGUAUCAGAUAGUUAUCCAACCUGCUCCAGAGGAAAAUGAAGAACCAGAGGAGAAGAUUGAAGAAGAUAUGUCUGAUAGGAUUGCCAGAGAAAAGGCUGAGGAAGAAGCAAGGCUGCAGGCUUUGCUCAAGAAAAGAUCAAAAGUACUGCAGAGGGAGCUUCCUAGGCCUCCUGCUGCUUCAUUGGAACUAAUUAGAAAUUCUUUGAUGAGAGCUGACGAAGACAAGAGUUCCUUUGUUCCUCCUACCUUGAUUGAGCAGGCUGAUGAAAUGAUAAGAAAGGAACUUCUAACCUUGCUAGAGCAUGACAAUGCAAAAUAUCCACUUGAUGAGAAAGUUGAAAAGGAGAAAAAGAAAGGAGUCAAGCGCUCUACUGCUGGGAAAUCUGCUUUUGUCCCUGUGAUAGAAGAUUUUGAUGAAAAUGAGCUCCAAGAGGCUAAUCAUAUGGUAAAGGAAGAGGCUCAGUUUCUUUGCAUAGCAAUGGGACAUGAGAACGAAUCCCUUGAUGAAUUUGUUGAAGCACACAAGACAUGCUUAAACGACCUCAUGUACUUCCCUACCCGUAGUGCUUAUGGUCUCUCAAGUGUUGCUGGAAACAUGGAGAAACUCACAGCGCUGCAAAAUGAAUUCGAUAAUGUGAAGAAGAGGAUGGAUGAUGAUACUAAGAAGGCACAACGCCUUGAGCAGAAAAUAAAAGUUCUUACACAUGGUUAUCAGGUGCGGGCUGGAAAACUUUGGUCACAAAUUGAGGCUACCUUCAAGCAGAUGGAUACUGCUGGAACUGAACUGGAGUGCUUCCAGGCUUUACAAAAGCAAGAGCAGCUAGCAGCAUUACACAGGAUCAGAGGUUUGUGGGAGGAAGUCAAAAAGCAGAAGGAACUUGAGAAAAAUCUUCAGAGACGCUAUGGAGAUCUUGUAGCAGAGCAGGAAAGGAUACAAGCCCUUGUAAAUGAGUACCGAGUACAAGCUCAAAUACAAGAAGAAAUUGCAGCGAAGAAUCAUGCUCUUGAGCUGGCCAAAGAGGCAGCAAAUCAAGCUGUUAUGUCAACUACAGAAGUUCCUGAGCUGGUAGUCUCUUCAGAUGAGAUUGGGAACUCCAUCCCUGUUAACCUUUCUCAUGAUGAAAUUCUUGGUCAAGAGGUGGAUGCUGUCCAAAAAGAAGCCGAUGCAAGCCCAAAACACGAAAUGGAUAUUGAUGCAACGGAAAUUCUUGGUCAAGAGAUGGAUGCUGCCCAACAAGGAGCUCAUACAAGCCCAGAACACGAACUGGAUAUUGAUGCAAAGGAAGAGUCUGCCGCCCCAAAGGAAGAGCCUGCCCCCUCAACGGAAGAGCUUGCUGGCUCGAACAUGAAUACGAAUACAUCCAACAUGACAUCUGCUGCUGAAGUGGAGUAUGUAGUGGCUGUGCAAGAUGCAAAUGAAAAUUAUCAAAGCAGUGCUCCAAUUCAAGCUUCUCACGAUGAAGGAGAGAGACUUGAAGAUUCAAAUGUUGCAGGGGAGAUUGCAGUGGCAGAUGGUUCUGUUGAUUUAACAAGAGCAGUCGAGGAUAAGCAGGAAGCUGGGGGUCCAGAGGGUGUCUUGAGCAAACCAGAGGAACCUGUCCAAGAAACAGCCGAAGAUGGCAAUUGUGUUAAUGGAGAUAUCAUGCAGGUUUCUGGCAGCAAAGAGGAGAUUGUAAAUCUGUCCGAGGAACCCGUCCAUGGUGUAAACGCAUAAUUUUGUUCACCCAAAUUAUGAAUUAACAAAUCAUUUUAAUAUGAGACAUCAGACAACUGUUUUUAAAAUCAAUUUUGAGGUCUCAUUGUUCGUA
Molecule: messenger RNA, 3772 nt
Organism: Malania oleifera
Lineage: Eukaryota; Viridiplantae; Streptophyta; Magnoliopsida; Santalales; Ximeniaceae
Product: cell division cycle 5-like protein
Exons: 4
Coding region: 496-3678 (1060 amino acids)
Biological process (GO): mRNA splicing, via spliceosome
Cellular component (GO): Prp19 complex; spliceosomal complex
Source: RefSeq, a predicted model, not a curated record